This is a messenger RNA of Trifolium pratense (red clover), 1066 nucleotides long. Its product is annotated as S-adenosylmethionine decarboxylase proenzyme-like. Gene Ontology annotation, molecular function: adenosylmethionine decarboxylase activity. Gene Ontology annotation, biological process: spermidine biosynthetic process; spermine biosynthetic process. Lineage: Eukaryota; Viridiplantae; Streptophyta; Magnoliopsida; Fabales; Fabaceae. Gene Ontology annotation, cellular component: cytosol. The coding region runs from base 8 to 1066 and encodes 352 amino acids. The record is from RefSeq and is a predicted model, not a curated record. The transcript has 3 exons.
AAACAAUAUGGCCAUGGCAGUUUCUGCAAUUGGUUUUGAAGGUUUUGAAAAGAGGCUAGAGAUAUCCUUUUUGGAACCGGGAGUCUUUGUUGAUCCUGAAGGAAGGGGUCUUAGGUCUCUAACAAAAUCCCAGUUAGAUGAGAUUAUAGCACCUGCAGAAUGCAUCAUUGUUUCUUCACUAUCAAAUGAAAAAGUCGACUCUUAUGUGCUCUCCGAGUCCAGCCUUUUUGUUUAUCCAUACAAGAUCAUAAUCAAAACCUGUGGUACUACCAAAUUGCUUCUUUCAAUCCCACCCAUAUUGAAGUUAUCCAAGACGCUUUCCCUUGCUGUAAGAUCUGUAAGAUACACCCGUGGAAGUUUCACUUUCCCGGAUGCUCAGUCCUUUCCUCAUCGUAACUUCUCCGAGGAAGUACAAGUCCUUGAUAGCUACUUUGGGAAGCUUGGAUCGGAACACACGGUUAUGGGCAGUUCAGCCAGCACACAGAACUGGCAUGUUUAUUCUGCUGCUGUAGAGUCUGUGAGCUCAUUUGACUCUGUUUACACUCUGGAAAUGUGCAUGACCGGUUUAGACAGUGAGAAAGCUUCGGUUUUCUACAAAGAACAAUCUAGUUCAGCAACCCUGAUGACUGCAAAUUCCGGUAUUAGAAAUAUUCUUCCAGACUCUCAAAUAUGUGAUUUUGAUUUUGAACCAUGUGGAUACUCAAUGAAUUCUGUAGAAGGAGCUGCUGUUUCUACAAUACAUAUUACUCCAGAAGAUGGUUUCAGUUACGCCAGCUUCGAAACAUGUGGAUACAAUUUGGAGCGAAUGAAUCAAAAACAACUGGUUGAGAGAGUGUUGACAUGCUUCCAACCUAAUGAGUUUCUGAUAGCUGUUCAUGUGGAUGUUCCAACCAAUUCAUUUCAGCAGAACUGUUUGCUGAAUGUUAAGGGAUACUGUCGCAAAGACAGGUGUUACCAGGAACUUGGAAGAGGUGGUUGUGUCGUCUUACAGAAGUUCAUCAAGACUUCUUCUUGUGGUUCACCUGUUUUAACUCUGGAAUGCUGGAAAGAAGAAGAGGAAGAGUAG